Molecule: messenger RNA, 402 nt
Organism: Jaculus jaculus (lesser Egyptian jerboa)
Lineage: Eukaryota; Metazoa; Chordata; Mammalia; Rodentia; Dipodidae
Product: 60S ribosome subunit biogenesis protein NIP7 homolog
Exons: 2
Coding region: 1-402 (133 amino acids)
Biological process (GO): ribosomal large subunit biogenesis
Cellular component (GO): nucleolus; preribosome, large subunit precursor
Source: RefSeq, a predicted model, not a curated record
AUGCGGCCUUUGACUGAAGAGGAGACCCAUGUCAUGCUCGAGAAGAUAGCAAAAUACAUUGGGGAGAACCUGCAGCUGCUGGUGGACAGGCCCUGCGGCACCUACUGCUUCAGGCCGCACAAUGACUGCAUGUACUGCGUCAGUGAGAACAUCCUGAAGCUGACCGUCAAUAUCUCCGGGAAUAAACUCCUCUCACUCAGGACCUGCUUUGGAAAAUUCACCAAGACUCACAAGUUCCACUUGCACAUUACAGUUCUGGAUUACCUCGCUCCUUAUGCCAAGGGUUUUGGAGUGGCAGCAAAGUCAACACAAGAUUGCAGGAAAGUUGACCCCAUGGUGAUUGUGGUAUUUCAUCAAGCAGACAUUGGAGAAUACAUAAGCCAUGAAGAGACAAUGACUUAA